This is a messenger RNA of Lachnellula hyalina, 1155 nucleotides long. RefSeq names its product putative methyltransferase (gene SPOUT1). Bases 1 to 1155 code for a protein of 384 amino acids. The transcript is spliced from 3 exons. Lineage: Eukaryota; Fungi; Ascomycota; Leotiomycetes; Helotiales; Lachnaceae. The record is from RefSeq and is a predicted model, not a curated record.
AUGGGGAGAAGCGAAACAAACGCCAUGGUAACAUAUUCUGAUCAUAAGCGGAAACGCAAAUCAGAGGCCAAACCUAUAUCAAAUGGCACUCCAGACGUCACAGCAAAGAGCCCCGCGGUGGUUGAUACCUCGAAGCCAACCGCUAUAUUCCAGCCAAGUAAAGGACGAGAUUGGACAAAACAAUCCCGCAAGAACUCCAUUACUGACCUCGAUAGUUGCCAAACCCAUGAAUUACGAACCUCCAUGGCCGGCCACGUAGCCCGCGCCCUGGCUGUCUUCUGCGUAGACGAAGUCAUUAUAUUCUCCGAUGGAAACUCAAAGAAUCCUGCGAAACGCCAUCACAACCGUACACACUCCUACGCCCACCAAGCCGAUCCCUCACAAAACGAAUACACAGGCGACAAAGACCCGGACCACUUCCUCUUCCACCUCCUAAACUACCUCGAAACGCCUGCCCAUCUACGAAGACUCCUGUUUCCUAUGCAUCCCAACCUAAGGACUGCGGGCACCUUACCCAGUAUAGACCUACCGCAUCAUCUGAGGCCCGAUGAGUGGUGUGCAUACCGCGAGGGCGUUACGCUAGCGGGCGCGGAUGAGAAUGGGACGUUUGUGGAAGCAGGGUUGAGGAUACCGGUCACAGUUGAGCAACAAAUACCCGAGAAGAAUAGAGUUACGCUGAAGUUCGAGCCUGGUGCGAAAGCGGCUUCAAAGGACGCCACGGCGCAGGUGAUUAGAGCGGAGGCUGUGAAUCCUGCUGAGCCGAGGGAGGAGAGUGGGUAUUAUUGGGGAUAUAAUGUUCGGAAAGCUGGGUGUUUAAGUGAUGUGUUUACGGAGUGCACUUAUGAUGGGGGGUACGAUAUUACUCUUGGCACUUCUGAGCGUGGAAUUGAUGUGGAGAAGCUGUAUUCAGGGGACGAGGAACAAAAAGUGGGCAACUUCAAGCACCUCUUAAUUGUGUUUGGAGGUGUUGCCGGUCUUGAAGUUGCGGUCAAGAAUGAUGGGGAAUUGCAAAAACUGGGAGUAGUGGAGGCGAAUGAUGUGUUUGAUAGAUGGGUCAAUGUUUGUCCAGGGCAGGGCAGCCGGACGAUCAGAACGGAGGAAGCAAUCUGGAUUGGAUUAAUGGGUCUCAGAAGACUAGUAGUCAACAACGAGUAA